Messenger RNA from Rhagoletis zephyria (snowberry fruit fly), 2736 nucleotides. It is a transcript of the gene Lgr1, whose product is annotated as Leucine-rich repeat-containing G protein-coupled receptor 1. Gene Ontology annotation, molecular function: protein-hormone receptor activity; G protein-coupled peptide receptor activity. Gene Ontology annotation, biological process: adenylate cyclase-activating G protein-coupled receptor signaling pathway; activation of adenylate cyclase activity; hormone-mediated signaling pathway. The record is from RefSeq and is a predicted model, not a curated record. Gene Ontology annotation, cellular component: plasma membrane. NCBI's taxonomy places the organism in Eukaryota, Metazoa, Arthropoda, Insecta, Diptera, Tephritidae.
AGACGAAUUAUUAAUAGUGGACUAAUAAGAGUCCCGGAUUUGCGGCACAUUCAAUCUGAAAACAUUUUACAAAUGAUUGAUCUAGACAACAAUCAAAUAACUCGAAUAGAUAAGAAUUCCAUCAACGUAAAGACUGAUCAAUUAAUUUUAGCGAAUAAUGAGAUAACUUAUAUUGACGAUUCCGCAUUCUUUGGCUCACAAAUUGCAAAACUGAUUUUAAGGCAAAAUCGUGGUCUGCGGAAAGUCCAUCCCAAUGCGUUUAAUGGAAUAAGCAUGCAUGAGUUAGACCUUUCGAGCACAUCAUUGGAAAGAUUACCUCCGGUGGGAUUGCAGGACAUUGAGGAAUUGCGUAUUGAGAGCGUACACACACUUAAAACAAUUCCAUCCAUUUACAAUUUUAAGAAUUUACAGAGAGCUUUCCUGACACACUCCUUUCACUGUUGCGCUUUCGAAUUUCCAUCGCGCCACGAUCCACUUCGUCAUGCCGAGCGAUUGAAAGAAAUCGAAAAGUGGCAGCAGCGUUGUUCAAAGAAUGUAAAUGAAAAUGGCAGUUCUAAUUGGUUGGGAAUGAACACUGAAAGCGGAAUCAAUGAUAGUUUACACAAGAUACUUAGAGCAAAAGAGACUGAAAAUAACGAUGAUGGUCAAACUUGGAGUGCUAAUGGAGGCGGGAUGCGUCCAACACAAGGCAGUGGAGUUUUUUACAGCAGUUUGUAUCGGACCGUAUUCGUUGUGAACGAUGAUGAGAAUGAGACUGAAACAGAGGAGAGCGACUACUUUGCUGGUGAAGAUUACAUGUCGGAGUCGAUCAUAAAGGAAAUUGGCAUAUUCCAUGAAGAGAUUACUAUAAAUCCCGAUGUCAUUCAACUUGAUGAAUACUGUGGCAAUUUUACAUUUAGAAAACAUCACGUUGAGUGCUAUCCCAUGCCGAACGCCCUCAAUCCAUGUGAAGAUGUUAUGGGCUACCAAUGGCUGCGCAUUUCGGUCUGGAUUGUUGUUGCUCUGGCUGUGGUGGGAAAUGUUGCGGUACUUGUUGUGAUUCUAUCGAUUAGAUCCGAAAGCCCAUCCGUGCCGCGUUUCCUAAUGGGCCAUUUGGCCUUUGCAGAUUUGUGCUUGGGAUUGUAUUUGCUGUUAAUCGCCGCCAUCGAUGCACAUUCCAUGGGUGCCUACUUUAAUUACGCUUAUGAUUGGCAAUACGGUGCUGGAUGCAAAGUCGCUGGCUUUCUGACUGUCUUCGCAAGUCACUUGUCGGUCUUCACACUGACGGUUAUCACCAUUGAACGUUGGAUGGCUAUUACACGGGCAAUGCACUUGAAUAAACGCAUUAAGCUUCGCGCCGCCGGCUUUAUCAUGGCCGCUGGGUGGAUCUACUCGAUUGUCAUGUCAUUGCUGCCGCUGUUUGGCAUUAGCAACUACUCUUCGACAAGUAUAUGUUUGCCGAUGGAGAUACGUGAACCUAUUGACACGGUGUACUUGGUGGCAAUUCUUGGAUCGAAUGGCGGAGCAUUUUUCAUCAUAACGAUUUGCUACGCUCAAAUUUACUUAUCACUUGGGCAGGAAACACGCCAUGCACAUAGCUCACAUCGAGGAGAAAUGAGCAUUGCAAAGAAGAUGGCUUUAUUGGUCUUCACGAACUUCUCUUGUUGGGCGCCCAUUGCAUUCUUUGGUUUAACAGCACUCGCCGGUUAUCCAUUGAUAAACGUGACUAAGUCGAAAAUCCUCCUGGUUUUCUUCUACCCUUUGAACUCCUGCGCAGAUCCAUAUUUGUAUGCCAUACUCACAUCACAGUACCGAACGGAUCUCUUUGCCCUGCUUUCCAAAUUUGGCAUUUGCAAGAAGAGUGCGAUGAAGUAUAAGCACAGCCUUUCGGCACCACACACCACCAAUGUAACCGUGCAUGGCUCCAGCCUACAGCAUCGGAGUUCUUCGUCGGCCAGUAGACAGCCCGAGCUGCAAUUAAUGCUGAAGGAUCACGAGGAAUUUGUUUGAAUUUCUGAUAAGUACACUUUAGGCAAAUAACUGUGUAUGCAAAUACAUACGUAUGAAUGAGUAAAACUACGCAGUUACUCCUACCUGCAUAGGUAUGUGCACGCAUAUGUACAUCUCUACUGAUGGAUGAGUGUUGCUGAAAAUCGAACAUCUCUAUAAGCGGCUUUCUGGAAGUGUUUGCGCUUUCGAAUUUUUAUCAGAAUUUGACCACCAAAUGGCAUUAACUGUAUAUUUACGUAGUAUAAGUGCAUACACAUAUAUGUAUGCAUAUGUCUGUCUCAUAUAUGUAUUCAAAAAUGUCAUAAUAAGUACUUCCUAUUAAAGUAGUAAAUACUAACUUUCGCCCGGAUAAAAGAUUGUCGUAAGGGUCAUUUUUAAAUUUGUCAGCUAUGGAUGCAGUUAGACUAUAUUUUAAAAUAAGAUCUUUCUGUUAAUGUUGUCAGUUUUUGCAUAUCUUUUUUAGUUUCCGAGAUAUUGACUAAAAUUUUAUUGGAAGUUUAGCAGUCAUAAUAAAAUAGUUUAGGUCUUUCAAAUGGUUUCAUCCAUAUUGAGUAAAAAGUUUAUUUGAUUUAUUACAAAAGUUUAUUUAAUUUAUGACAUGUUGUCAUACAAAGUGGCUUAAAAAUUGUUGACAACUGUGGCAAAGCACAAGAUUUUACUAUAUAAAAUCCUUAAUAAACUCAAAAAUAACACAGGUUUACAUAAAAAAGUGUAUGCAUGUUAAACCAAACCUAUAUAUCCUUAUGU